Messenger RNA from Ananas comosus (pineapple), 1059 nucleotides. RefSeq lists its product as uncharacterized. The transcript has 3 exons. The record is from RefSeq and is a predicted model, not a curated record. Bases 1 to 381 code for a protein of 126 amino acids. Lineage: Eukaryota; Viridiplantae; Streptophyta; Magnoliopsida; Poales; Bromeliaceae.
AUGAGCGAUCCCCAGGUGCUCCUCCUUUUCCCUGCCGCCGCCGCCGCCCCCCGCCGCCGCACGAUUUCAUCGGAUUCUUUCUCGGGCCCACUUCAUAAGGUGGAAGGGCGGACGAUCUACUAUGUUGUUGCCGACGAUGAUGGCAGUGCUGAUGAUGCCAUUGAGAGCCAAUCUUUCACUUUCGACGGAACGAGCUUGGAGGAACUGAGCCAUAGGUUGGAGGAGGUAACAGGGCUCACCGGUAUAAUAAUCUGCUCUCGGAACCCGCUUAAUGGCAAGCUUUAUCCUCUCCGCCUGCAAUUACCACCCAACAAUGCUGCCAUGCAUGUCGUGGUGGUCCAGGAGUCCUCAAAAGUGGGAAGGACUUUCCAAGGUGAUUGAUGGCAAGAUAACAAGCUAGAUUUAUGUGCUAAAUUCAUCCGCUCAGUUUUGUACAUUCUCCUUUCCUAUUCAUACAAACGGAUGCUAGACGCGAGGAUAACUAUUUGUUUUUUGGCCUGAGUCUUGACAUUUGAGCUGCAGGAACCUUUCGAGUCAAAGAACUUGGCACCUUCUCCGAAUCAACCACUAUAACAAUAAGAAACUUAAGUGCCUUGCUUUUUGCCUGUUUUCUGUUUCAGUCUUUCUGGGAAAGAUUUUCAUUUCAAUUUUCUCUUCUCCUUCUGAUUACUAAAAUAUCCUCGUUCGCGAUGGCAUGCACUAAACUGCACCUCCCGAGAGCGGCUCUUGUGGAUGUAAAUUGCAGCUUUAUCGAUAGCACUCGCAUGUGUAGUGGUUUUACUGAGGUGAUCUAUCACCAGUAGUUCUUUAUAUAUAUUCUGAAUGUUAUUGUUUUGUUGGUUGUUCGGGAAAAUCACUACCUGGACCUGCUGUUUUCUGAAGUUUUGAACAGCAUUUUCUUCGUCCCUGCAGAAGUCGCUUUCUGUAAGAGUGGUUUGUUCCGUGCCAGUACGCGAUUAUUUAGUAAACCGAUCGAAAGGAGAUAUUGAUUGGAAAAUUUUUCUCAGAAAGAACGAUAGAUACAUGACAAAGGCAUUUGUGACUCCUUUUCCCUAUUUC